Vicia faba (fava bean) is the source of this 1080-nucleotide messenger RNA. NCBI's taxonomy places the organism in Eukaryota, Viridiplantae, Streptophyta, Magnoliopsida, Fabales, Fabaceae. The record is from the annotation of a GenBank genome assembly.
AUGGAAUUCCAAAAUGGAGAAGAUGUUGCUUCCAAUUUGCUCAAAGCUCAAAGCCACAUAUGGAAUCACAUUUUCAACUUCAUCAAUUCCAUGUCACUUAAAUGUGUUGUUGAUUUAGGCAUACCUGAUAUCUUACAUAACUAUGGCAAACCCAUGUCACUCUCAAAACUCAUUUCUUCACUACCACUUCAUCCUUCAAAAAUCCCUUACAUGUAUCGUUUGAUGCGUAUCAUGACUUAUUCUGGUUUUUUCUCGCAACAAAAUGUUACGGAUAAUGAGCUAGAAAUCGAGUUUAUGUUAACCGAUGUAUCUAGAUUAUUACUUAAGGACACUCCAAUGAGUGUGGCACCGUUUGUGCAGGCGGUGCUUGAUCCAGUAUUGACAAGUCCGUGGCAUCAAAUGUCCACUUGGUUAAAAAACGAGGAUCCUACGGCAUUUGAAACAACACAUGGGAGGGUUUUGUGGGAUUAUGCUGCACAUAACCCCAUAUUUAACAAUUUGUUUAAUGAUUCCAUGGCAAGUGAUUCUCAAUUAGUGACUAAUUUGUUGCUGGAGAAGGGUAAGGAAGUGUUCGAUAAAUUGGAGUCAUUGGUUGAUGUUGGAGGAGGCACAGGGACCACGGCAAAGGCUAUUGCCAAGUUAUUUCCAGAAUUGGAGUGCAUUGUGUUUGAUCUUCCACAUGUUGUUGAUGGCUUAGAAGGAAUUCAUAACCUAAACUAUGUUGGUGGAGAUAUGUUUCAAGAAAUUCCUCAGGCACAUGCCAUUUUGUUGAAGUGGAUAUUGCAUGAUUGGAAUGACGAAGAAUGUGUAAAGAUAUUGAAGAAAUGCAAGGAAUCGUUAGAGAAGAAAGGUAAAGAAGGGAAAGUGAUUAUCAUAGAGAUGGUGUUAGACAAUGAGAAAGAAAAUAUUAAUGAAUCAGUUGAAACACAACUCUUGUUUGAUAUGUUGAUGAUGGUAUUAGUCACCGGAAAAGAGAGAAACAAGAGAGAAUGGAUUAAGUUGAUUUCUUCAGCUGGUUUUAGUGACUAUAAGAUAACUCCAAUCUUAGGCUUAAGGUCUAUUAUUGAGAUCUAUCCAUAA